Molecule: messenger RNA, 1208 nt
Organism: Perognathus longimembris pacificus (Pacific pocket mouse)
Lineage: Eukaryota; Metazoa; Chordata; Mammalia; Rodentia; Heteromyidae
Gene: Nudt4
Product: nudix hydrolase 4
Exons: 5
Coding region: 322-867 (181 amino acids)
Biological process (GO): adenosine 5'-(hexahydrogen pentaphosphate) catabolic process; diphosphoinositol polyphosphate metabolic process; diadenosine pentaphosphate catabolic process
Cellular component (GO): cytoplasm; nucleus
Molecular function (GO): diphosphoinositol-polyphosphate diphosphatase activity; bis(5'-adenosyl)-pentaphosphatase activity; bis(5'-adenosyl)-hexaphosphatase activity
Source: RefSeq, a predicted model, not a curated record
GCAGUGGUAGUAGGGAGCGGCGGCCAGUGGCGGCGGGCUCCAUGGAGAGCGGCGGGCGCCCGGGUAGAGGCGGCGCUUCCAUCUCGGCCCUCGGGCUCUGGUGACCCGCCCUCGAGUCCUGCACCGCAUCGGAGCGGCCAUCGACCCCGAGACUGACCCGGCUUCGCUGCCUCUUCCCGCGCCGCCGCCUCGCCCACCCCCCCGCCUCCCGCAUCCCUCCGGAGCCCCGAUUCGCUUUCGCCCCGACUCCUCGGCGGGGUGGCGGCGGCCGGGCCCCCACGGCGUCGGUCGGAGCUGUCGCGGCCCCCGGAACACGCCUCUAUGAUGAAGUUCAAGCCCAACCAGACGCGGACUUACGACCGCGAGGGCUUCAAGAAGCGGGCGGCGUGCCUGUGCUUCCGGAGCGAGCAGGAGGACGAGGUGCUGCUGGUGAGUAGCAGUCGUUACCCAGACCAAUGGAUUGUCCCAGGAGGAGGGAUGGAGCCAGAGGAGGAGCCCGGCGGUGCUGCUGUGAGGGAAGUUUAUGAGGAGGCUGGAGUCAAAGGAAAAUUAGGCAGACUCCUGGGCAUAUUUGAGCAGAACCAAGACCGAAAGCACAGAACGUAUGUUUAUGUUCUUACAGUAACUGAGAUAUUAGAAGAUUGGGAAGACUCUGUUAAUAUAGGAAGGAAGAGAGAGUGGUUCAAAAUAGAAGAUGCAAUCAAAGUUCUCCAGUGUCAUAAACCUGUACAUGCAGAGUACCUGGAAAAACUAAAGCUUGGCUGUUCCCCAACCAAUGGAAACUCCGCAGUCCCUUCCCUUCCAGAUAAUAAUGCCUUGCUUGUGACUGCUACACAGACCUCUGGGGUGCCACCUGGCAUAAGAUAGAGAGAAUUUGGAGGCCCUCUCCACCACGUAUAAUCUCUUGGGGAGAGGCUUUUUCACUUUCUUUGGGAGACAUCUGAAUGACGCAAACUGUCUGAAUUUGCCAUGCAGGGAUUUCAAACAAAUUUGCAUGUGUUUCAGAUGCUUUCAAGUCUUUCAAAACAAAAUAGUGUAAAAAUAUUUUAAGAAGCCAAAGCCAUGUGGGACUUUUUUUUUUUAAGAUGCCUUAACUGUGCCCCACCUGUUAUUUUAGUUGCUGUUUUUCACAUAAGUUUUUGUUUUGGUCAUUGACAUCAGUCUGGUUUAUUAGUCAGAUCAAAUUGCUUAUAGGUAUAUUUUCCCCC